GAACCUCAACAUAUCAAAGGGCAGUGAUCCACACAUUUCUUGAUAUCCAUGCCACAAGUCUCCACAUAUCAGAUGAAUAACACGGAACGCUUAAAACGCACAUAGAACUUGACUUUCAAAACUGAGAGAGGGAAGUAAAAAUGGUGGUUCUACCUCUUUCUCAGCCAAUGCCUCAAGCCCUUGCCUUCCGCUCUUUCCCUGUUUACGCUGCACUUUCUUCUAAUUUUUAUGGUCGACAUGGAAUUGGAACAACGGGGAGGAAACAGUUCAAUGUAUUUUCUUGUGCUAAUGGUAAUGGGCAGAGGGAGAGAAACCUCCUUCACAGAAGGAAGGUGGUGGACCACAUAUGUCUACUCAAAGCAAACAAGGGUUUAUCUGAUGAGGAGGAGAAGGAUAUGUUGGAUUAUCUUUACACAUCUCAAUAUCAGAUGCGUGGAAUUGUUGCAAUAUCUUUGGGUCAAAUAUCUGCUCAAGCUAAAGAAGAUUAUACUCAUGCUGUCUUCAUGCGAUUCCAAAGCAAGGAAGUCCUAGAAAAGUUCUAUGAGAACCCUCUCUACCUGCAACUUAUGAAGGAGCAUGUACUGCCUUACUGUCAUGGGCUAAUAAAUGUGGAUUAUGAAUCUGAAGUGGAAGACGAUAUGCUUCAUAUAUUUCGUAAAGGAGAGGAGUACAGCUAUGGUGUAGAAUUUGUGCUUCUGAUUGCAUUUGUUGAGGCUGCCAUUGGUGGACCUGCGAAAGAUGCAUUACUGUCUCUUCAAGAGCUAACUAUUGAACAUCCAUCCUUAGUUCUCCAAUGCACUCAAGGCUCAAACUUCAAUAGCAAUUCGAGAGGGGAAUAUACACAUGGAGUGGUGAUAAGAUUUCGAUCAUUUGAUGCCUUGGAGAUAUUUUUUAGCAGCUCAAGAUACAAAGACGUGUGGGAAUCUAAACUUCAAUCAAUAACCAAGAAAACAUUAGCCAUUCAUUUUUCUGUUGAUCCUGUGGGCACAGAGAUAAUGUAGAAGUAGAUUGAAGAAUUGGAUUCAAAGGAGUUUGAAAUUUAGUGCUCAGCAUGAUUUGAGUAAAAUUUUACAUUUUGGAGGAGAUUUGUUAUUUAAAGGAAUAAUCAAAGGAUAAUUG
Messenger RNA from Hibiscus syriacus, 1119 nucleotides. Its product is annotated as stress-response A/B barrel domain-containing protein UP3. The coding region runs from base 141 to 1001 and encodes 286 amino acids. NCBI's taxonomy places the organism in Eukaryota, Viridiplantae, Streptophyta, Magnoliopsida, Malvales, Malvaceae. The record is from RefSeq and is a predicted model, not a curated record. The transcript is spliced from 10 exons.